Messenger RNA from Ciona intestinalis (vase tunicate), 2146 nucleotides. Its product is annotated as integrator complex subunit 9. The record is from RefSeq and is a predicted model, not a curated record. Gene Ontology annotation, cellular component: integrator complex. NCBI's taxonomy places the organism in Eukaryota, Metazoa, Chordata, Ascidiacea, Phlebobranchia, Cionidae. Gene Ontology annotation, biological process: snRNA 3'-end processing.
AAUUCCCCGAAACCGAAACACCAAAUUUCAUAACAAAAAAAAUAUUUUAUUAAGUUUACCAUGAUUGUGGAUUAGAUUGGCAACUCGUUGACAUACUUUGUGGCAUUCUACGACAGAACGUCAUUAUGAAACUGUACAACUUAUCAGCAAACGACACAAGUCCUUGUGUUGUGUUGAAGUUCAAAUCAUGCACCAUCAUGAUGGAUUGUUCAUUGGAUCUCACUUCACUUAAACAUUUCCUACCGAUGACUAUCACUGAUCAACCGCGUUUAAUGAAUUUACCGAAAUGGCAUCUAAAAGAUGAGAGUGGCAACCUAGUUCAAAUGCAGGAGCUCAAGGAAUGUGCCGGAAAGGUUUUUGUUGACGCUGAUCUUGAGUUUAAUCUGCCAGAAACUGAUCUCCUUGACAUUUCAACAAUUGAUGUGAUCUUGGUUUCAAACUCGAACACAAUGAUGGCCCUUCCUUACAUAACAGAGUAUUUCGGAUUUAAAGGAACAGUUUAUGCCACAGAACCAACGAUUCAAAUUGGAAGAUUGCUGAUGGAAGAAUUGGUUCAGUUUUGUCACAAUUCACCCAAGAAUAAAAGUGGAGGGUUAUGGAAGAAGCACAAAUAUUAUCAACAACUACCAGGGUAUAACGCUGGGUGUGAAACCUCAUUAGCAACAUGGAGAAACUGUUAUAGUUACGAUGAUGUUCAAACUGCCGUGUCCAAAAUACAUGUGGUGGGAUAUGCAGAGUUAGUGAGCAUAUUUGGAGCGCUUAAUGUUACAGCUCAUAGUUCUGGUUAUUCAUUGGGGAGUUGUAACUGGGUGAUUGGGACAGAGUUUGAAAAGGUGGUUUACAUAUCCGGUAGUUCCAGCCUCGUCACCCACCCCCAACCAUUAGACCAGCAACCUCUACAAGAUAGUGAUGUCAUCAUAUUUACAGGCCUUACCCAUGCACCACAACAUAAUCCUGACAACACACUGGCAGAGUUUUUUUUCUGUCUUGCUAAAACAGUGAAAGGUGGUGGAAAUGUUCUGAUACCUUGUCUACCCACUGGAUUAAUCUACGACUUGUUAGAGUGCCUGUUGUUAUACAUGGAAAAAACCAAUAUUAUAAAUAUCCCAAUUUACCUCAUAUCUCCAAGUGCAAAGGCAUCUUUGGCUCUAUCACAAAUAUAUGCUGAAUGGCUUCACCCGAACAAGCAAAACAAGUCUUACCUGCCAGAGACUCCUUUUCCACACGAUCAACUCGUAAGCCUCGGUAGAUUGAAGGUGUUUUCAAGCAUUCAUGAUGGGUUAUCACAUGGGUUCAAGAAGCCAUGUAUAGUGUUUGCUGGCCAUCCCUCACUAAGAAUGGGGGAUGCUGUGCAUUUUGUGGAGAUGUGGGGAAAGUGUUCACUUAAUUCAAUCAUAUUUGUUGAACCAAGUUAUUCCCACCUUGAUGCGCUUGCCCCCUUCCAACCCCUCACGGCUCGUGCGUUUCACUUCCCCAUUGAUACGAGGACCACCCACCAAGCUGCUAGUAGGAUGAUUGACAGUUUGAACCCACGACAAGUGGUCGUACCUCCAAGUUACAUGACGCCACCACCAGAAGCACCACACCACACUGAGUUGAAAUUAGAGUUGAAAAACAAAGUUGAAAUCCUGAAUCGCAACACUGUCAUUAAACUUAAUGUCAAACGAAGCAAUGAGAAAGUUAAUCUGGAACCAGAUUUGGCUGCUUCAUUACACCCAACACAAAUGAAACCUGGAGUUUUAGCUGCUCCAUUGAGUACAAUGUCAACAGAGAGGAACAAUAAACAUCUUUUUAAGCCAAUAUACAAGCGGGUACAAACUACAGGGGGAGGUAGGAAACGUAAGUUUUACGAAGAAGUCUCACACCGACCACUUAUUUAUGGGAAGCUGGAAAUCAAUGCAUUUGUUGAUUGUUUGAAACAAGAAGGAUUUGCUGAAGCAAAAGUUGAAUCAAGUUCAACGGGGAAAAUGAUAAUACUGAAAGAUACAAUCAUUCAGAUAGAAGAUGGAUCAACGCAUAUUGUGUGUGAAGGAAAUGAAAGUCUACGUAUCAAACUACGAGAUAUUUUGUUAAAGAACUUAAACUCUGCUUCAUGAUGUUAUAAUAGAGUGUUAAUGUGUCGUAAUACAAGAAGAGUCAGAUGAAA